Messenger RNA from Papilio polytes (common Mormon), 1789 nucleotides. RefSeq names its product dynein light chain 4, axonemal. The coding region runs from base 575 to 889 and encodes 104 amino acids. Gene Ontology annotation, cellular component: dynein complex. Gene Ontology annotation, molecular function: dynein intermediate chain binding; dynein light intermediate chain binding. The record is from RefSeq and is a predicted model, not a curated record. The transcript has 3 exons. Lineage: Eukaryota; Metazoa; Arthropoda; Insecta; Lepidoptera; Papilionidae. Gene Ontology annotation, biological process: microtubule-based process.
CGUUAAAGGCAGAGUCUUUUUUGAUUUCGUGGUAUUUUUAAAGAAUUCUAGUUAAAAUGGGAAGAAUUUGUGUCGUGGAUGCUUGCCGAAACGAGUAUUAUGCUGAUUGUGGGUUAUAUUUUCACAGAUAAUAGCUUUAAACAUAAUUUGUUGGCGAAGAAUUACGGUGACCAUGCAUGACUAACCAAUCCGAGUUUGCGGCAUAAACUUCACAAGACUUUUAUUUAGCAAUGACUGAUUUAGAAUUAAGUGUUUUGUAUUGUUUUUGGUAAAUACAAUAAUGAUAACAAUAAUAUAUUAAAGUCCAUCUGAAGCAAUAAUAUGCUGACGUUAGACAACAAAAACAAGAAUUUUUAAUAAUUAUUGUCCUGUAAUCAUAUUUCAACAUAGUCACCAUCGCCAGAGAGGGAUAAAAGACCGCCUCUGUCGGUUUCCAAGGCGACGCAUAAACAGUGGGGAGAGGAGACGUCACAGGUUUAGUCGCGCGUUGUCGUUGUUAUUUUUCAUUAUUUGCGAUUCGCGUUGAAUGUUUGAUAAUUGAUAAUACUGUUGUCUUGUGGAUUUUUUAUGUACGAUGGCUGAAGAAGGUGCAGUCGUAGCGGCGGCCGAGAAAAUUAUUCACACAUAUCCACUUGUGAGGCAUUCGGACAUGUCGGAGGAGAUGCGCACGGAGGCAGUGGAGCUGUCGGUGACGGCAUGCGAAAAGUUCGCGCAGAAUAAUGAGCUGGCGGCGCGCAUGGUCAAGGAGUCGAUGGACAAGAAGUUCGGCCCCGCCUUCCACGUUGUCGUCGGCGAGAGUUACGGCUUCGAGAUCACAUACGAAUGUACCACAAUCUGCUACAUAUACUUCGGCGGCAACCAGGCUAUUUGCAUCUGGAAGUGUUCAUAAUUAGUAAUGUUGUGAUUAACAAAGUUUUGAGAACUAUACAGAAGAGAUGCGACGCGGCUGAGACGCCUUCACAGUAUAGCAUCUUCAUUACAGUUUAGAAUAUAACUGUUUUUUGUGAUUCGUUAUUACAAAAGUAAAUUCAUAAACAUCCAACGCUACUGCGUUACUUUGAACAACAUUAAGAUAGUUGUGUGAAAAGUGUAGUCUGUUUAUAAUUAUUUUUAUGGUUAAUAGAGUGGAAGUCUUUUGAUGUCUACGAUAUUUGUGCGAUGGAUUGUUACGGACUACUAGAUCACAUUCGUUUCUAUACCAACAUAGUAGACAUAGAUAUGUAUAGUUAGAGUUUGCCCUUGUCUGACCUAUCAAAAGGGUCUCUCCCCGCUGAAAUCGAUUUCGAGGGAACACUUUGGGGAGGGUUUACUAUCGCCUAAAAUAAAGAUUUUAUUUGAAAUUGCUUAAUAACUCGCAUUUGUAAUGUAUCGUUCCCAAUCAAAGGUAAAGGCCGUCCAUCUUUUAUAAAGAAAUGAAAUAUAAACAAAAAUCAUGUUUGAAACAUUCUUUUUAAGUUUUUGCAUAUUUUUACUAUGGACGUCUAAUGUGGACGCGACCUAUCGGAACUUGCUUAGGCCGUGACCACACUUCGUGUGUUUCUAAGACAUACCGCAAUGAAUGUGUGGUAAAAUAUAUGUUAUGCCAAAUUAUCAUUGUCUCAUACGUUUGACCUUCAGCUGGAGAAUAAAUGCCGUUGCUGUGUCGUUUGAAAUUACAUUGUCUCGUAUUUCUUUGAUUUUUAGUGACAGCCGUUUUGUGGUGACCAUUACAGUUUGGCUUCAAGGUUGAUGUUUUAAAAUGUAGUGUAAUUUACAAAAUUAUCUUUUGUAAAUCUGAAAAGUCCAUGAA